AAAUGUAGUAACCUAAAUAAAAAAUUCAGCUGAACAAAUUAAUUUAUAAUCCAUUAUUUUUUGCUUAGACUAAUUCUACCAGUCAUUUUUAGUAUUAACAUCAAAUAAAAAACAGUUGUUAUAUUAAUUAGCUAUUUUAUUAAAAACAGAAAGAACAUUUUCAUCAUAUCUUGAUUAACAUCCCCUUUUUAAUUCAUUAUUAUCAGAAUUUAAUUAAUCAAUAUGUGUUAUGUGUCAGUGUUUUAUUUUUGUCGACAAAGGUCGGCGGUACAUCACCUCAAGUCAACAAGUUUUCUUAACUUUUUUCAGUUCUUACAGAUUACGGUAUCACGGUUCCUAUUUAUCACCUGUACCAACAAAAUCCAAUGGCGAAGUUACAGUGAAAAUCGAAAAAAGAUUUGGAGGAAAGAAGGACGCCAUCGACAGACUGAAAAUUAACGCGAACGAUUACACUUUUUCUUUUGAGACCGUUCCGAAAAUGAAAAAUGGUACAAGACUUUCCAGAGACAAGAUAGAUCGGAAGAACGUUAUCCGUUUAGUCGAAAUUACUUUUGGAACGAUUUUGUUUGCCAUGCAAAAUAUCGCACUUAAAACCCUUAGAUCCUAGAAUGUGCUUUAGUGCAUACAA
Sitophilus oryzae (rice weevil) is the source of this 628-nucleotide messenger RNA. RefSeq lists its product as uncharacterized. The transcript has 2 exons. The record is from RefSeq and is a predicted model, not a curated record. NCBI's taxonomy places the organism in Eukaryota, Metazoa, Arthropoda, Insecta, Coleoptera, Curculionidae. Bases 230 to 607 code for a protein of 125 amino acids.